AUGCCAGAAUCGAUACCAAUGAAUGAGAUAUCAGAGUCCCCUCAAGUAUAUGAUGACUCUGAACAACAACAACCCAAAUAUCAGCCUCGGGACGACGUCAUCACAACAGAACCCAAAGGUAUGGAUGAGAAAGACCCAUUCAAACUACAGCUGGAGUACCCUUCAGGAACUGCAAAUCCUGAGAAUUUGAAUCGCCAAAAGACCAAUGCAUCAAUGUCGUCGUCAACAUCUUCCUCGAGUUCUGGCUCCGAUUUCUCUGGGCAUAGCGGGUACCACCGAGAACACAACGAAUUCACUGCACCUAAUAUACCCAGGAGAAGUCAUACGCCACUCACAAAUGAAAAAGGUAAAACAAAGUUGGUCAAAGUCAAUCCAUAUAAAAUUGCACGGGCAGCUUCCUUCAAUGUCUUUAUGGAGUACGGAACAGCUUCUGCUAGUGCUGCUCUAGGUCUGGAUUCUAUUGGUGAGGGCCCUCGAAAUAAGUCUUUUGGAACUACUCCUAUUGAUCAGCCCCAACCAAAAGAGAAGAACAACCCUUCUGGAUGUGAUGGCAACCCAGUUCAUGCUCCUACUACUGCUACUAACCAAAGUCAUGCCAACUUUUCCAAUAUCUACGGAUCAUAUACAGAGGAAAUAGAGCCUUCGUUUACACCAGAGGGUGAACUCCAGGAGACCAAGCAGAUCCAAUCCACACAACACAAAGUUCGAGAAUCUCAGUCAGCUAAACUACCGGCAAUUGAGAAAUAUUUGCCACGAAAAGAGGUUGGAUAUGAAGCAAAAAAUAGCAGUGAAGUGAAGCAAGUUGAAGUUCUCGAGCUUGGUACAGACGCAAAUCAGCCCCGAGUCCUGAAAAUUGCAACCGAGCCUACAUUGGAGAAAAAAAAGAGGGGAGGUUAUGCGGGAGGUUACGCGGGAGCUAUUAAUUGUGAUAGCGAUAAGUCAAGUGUAUCGUUAUUCAAUACUGAUUCUGAGUUUGUUCCUAAUUUCCAUUUUGAUCAAAGCGACAAGCAAGUUGAAAAGCGUGAUGCUACAGUAAUUUACACCAAGAAAUCUGACACUGCACCCACGAAUGGACAAAUUCAAGGAAACGAGCUUGUUUAUCACUCGAGUGCAAAUUCUCCUUUCUCAGAUAGUACAAAUAGGACAGGAACUGGUGUAAAGUCAAAAUUUGGAAGCGAUUUGAUUAGUCUAAACAAGGUCGGUCAAGAUGAUAUUGAAAGUGCGCCUUCUUCGGAUAAGAGGUUGUCUGUUUUGAAAAACUUUGAUACAUCUCUUACUAGUGGUGAUCUUGCCAACGAGAAGGAGACUAAGCAGAAAACAUCCCCAAGCAAAAAUUUCAAGAGCACCACAUUCUCUUGGUGGAAAGCAGGGAUAGUUAUAUCUGUGGCUGUGUUUAUCGGUGCCGUUUUAGUGGGACUUGUCAUUGCCCUUCUUAUUCUAUCUCUUGGAACUCAGGACUCCGUUAAUCAUUAUUUUAAUGACGGAAAAAACACCCACCAUUUGAGGGAGUUGGUUACCAAGUACUUACUGCAAGAGGAUUCUUUUGAUGUCCUAACAAAUUCUGUUGAUGGACUAAGUCUCGAGGUUAAAAGUGACAACGAGGUAACCGAUUUGAUGAAAGGUGUCACGAACGUCAUGUUUCAUGGCAUUGCCUAUUCCCCCAAUAAUGCCAUGGAGCCAUAUUGUGGGUUCAGUAAACGGGAUGCCAUGUUGGACUUGGCAAAAUUAUCGACUGUGACAACACGUAUCAGAACAUAUGGAAUGCAAUGCGACCAAGCUGAGUUGAUAUUAGAGGCGAUUGAGCGUAUGGAUCUAAACAUGACCGUUGCGAUGGGUGUCUGGAUCGGCAAGAAUGACACAAUCAAUCGGCAACAGAUGGAUUUAAUGAAGAAAGUUGUUACCAGGCUUCCAGAUCCUGCCAGGUACAUCAACUCGAUAUUCAUUGGAAACGAAGUGCUAUUUAGGAAGGAUAAGUCUAAGACGGAGUUGAUUAACUAUAUUCAAGAUGCAAAGAGGUUUUUACAGGUUAUGAAGAUCAACGAUAUUCCUGUUGGUACAUCAGAGAUAGGUUCCCUUAUUGAUUCGGACUUGCUAAAAAACUGUGAUGUAGUUGGUGCAAAUAUACAACCCUUUUUUGGAGGUGUACCUGUUGAAGAUGCCACUCAUUGGGUUUUGCGUUUCCUUGAUCUUCAAAUAUUACCCUACAAUGAAAACAUUGGCACCCCCAUCGUUAUCACAGAGGUUGGAUGGCCAAGCGGGGGCGGUCGCUACCGUUAUGCACAAGCAGGAUUGGUAAGUUUGAAAGUCUUCCUUAGUUGUUUUCUAUGCACAAUGAGAGAGUUGCCAGUUGAGUAUUACUUCUUUGAAGCAUAUGAUGAGCCUUGGAAAGAAGUAUUUUGGACACCCGGACAAAAAUGGGAGACUCAGUGGGGAAUCUUCAACGCUGACCGACUGAAUAAAUUCACACUACAGAAUAUAGGUUGUAUAUAA
Lodderomyces theae is the source of this 2490-nucleotide messenger RNA. RefSeq lists its product as uncharacterized. Bases 1 to 2490 code for a protein of 829 amino acids. NCBI's taxonomy places the organism in Eukaryota, Fungi, Ascomycota, Pichiomycetes, Serinales, Debaryomycetaceae. Gene Ontology annotation, cellular component: cell surface; extracellular region; fungal-type cell wall. The record is from RefSeq and is a predicted model, not a curated record. Gene Ontology annotation, biological process: cell wall organization; carbohydrate metabolic process. Gene Ontology annotation, molecular function: glucan endo-1,3-beta-D-glucosidase activity; 1,3-beta-glucanosyltransferase activity. The transcript has 2 exons.